Molecule: messenger RNA, 1049 nt
Organism: Maylandia zebra (zebra mbuna)
Lineage: Eukaryota; Metazoa; Chordata; Actinopteri; Cichliformes; Cichlidae
Source: RefSeq, a predicted model, not a curated record
AUGGAGACACAGAGGAAGACAGGAUCAGUUUCCUUCAACAACUAUAAAAUAUUUAGAAACGGUGGAGAUGGAUUUAACCAGUGGGUUAUUCUGUGUCUGGGACUCUUGAAUGCAGUUCUGCUGAUAGUCGCUGUUGUUCUUGGGAUUAACUGUGCCAAAGUCAAAGAGGGCUCCUUGCACAUUUCCAACCCAGCUGUAACACAGCUCUUCAAUGAGCUCGACUAUCUCCGAAGCAACCACAGCGAUGUGAUCGAAGCUGAAGAGGAGGCCAAGAAGGCGUUAGAGAGCGCGAUCAACAACCACAAAGAAGUAAAGGUGAAAAUUGAGCAGCUGAAGACCGUCAAUGAUGGUUAUCAGAAACAGAUGCAAGCACUGCAAGUGGAGAAGGCAAACCUGAAGUCCAAUGUAUCAGCUUUAGAGGGAUCUUGUGGCGGAUGCCUCCCUGGUUGGGCUCUUUUCAACUCGUCCUGCUAUUUCUUCUCCUACACCGAGUCCUCUACUGUCAAAAAGAACUGGCAUGAGAGCAGAGAGGACUGUGUUAGUCGUGGCUCUGACCUGGUUGUGAUCGAUAACCAGGAAGAGCAGAAAUUUAUCAGUAGCAACAUCCAAAAUAUGAAAACCAGUGAUCAGUGGUGGCAAAGCGGAUUCUGGAUCGGUAUCACUGACAUAGAGACUGAGAACAGAUGGGUUUGGAUUAAUAAUGUCACAGAGGUCGAGCAACGGUACUGGAUGGAUGGCGAACCCAAUGACCAGGGAACCCACGGAGAGGAUUGCGGGGUUGCAGUUUCCUCCAUCUUUAAUCCCUGGAAGACUCGUUUUGAUGGAAGAUGCAACUGGCAUAACUUACACUGGAUAUGUGAAACGCCAUCAACCUCCUAGGACCUGGCGUCCACAUAUGUGGACAUCACAUUUUGGGUUGUCUAAACCAAAAUACUACAUUUUGCUCUACAAGGGCCUGAUAUCCACUUACGAGGACAUUAUACUGCCACUGUUUUAUCGAAAUUUAAAGGGGAUGUCCUGAUAUGUGGAUCUCAUUUUUCUCAGGAAAA